CAGCUGUUGGCUGAAAGGAACUGAUUAGAAUUUGUUAGAGAAGGUGGAGAGCUAGCAGGUUGAUCACUGAAUCCAGAUGCGAGAAUAACUCAAGUUAUUGAGGAGCGACUGGAUGGCAGAACAGUUUGUCUAGCUCAGGCAGCUGCAGAACGGCGGACUAGGCAAAGAUGCUGCUGCUGAUAGUUUUUUGUGGGGUAUGGGGACUGAUAUCUCUGAAGCAGGGGGGUACAGCUUCUGCUACCUUCCUCCCCUCCAGCAUGGAUAGACUGUUCCAGAAGUUUAGCAAUCUGUUUGAGCAAAGUCGGGAAGUGCUGGGGAAAGACCAAUUUGAUACUCCAGUUGACAUCAGUAAGCUUCCCCCCAACUACCACCAUGAGGAGAAUAAGCAGCAGAGAGUGGGAAAUUCCACUUUUUUCAGACACUAUGAAAUCAGUAAAAUGACUGAUAACCAUACAGGUGAUAUGAUGUUUUCAGAGAAAUCUUUGACCUCUGUUGAACAAAAAGAGAUUUAUCCAAAGGAAGAGGACAAUAAGUCAAUGUCUAAUGAAGAAGAAAACACUGCUGAGCCAGAGAGAACAACUGCUGGACUUAAGAUCUUCAAGAUAGGUUUCCCUCAGCUUCGGCCAAAGCUAACUUUUUUUAUUUUUCGCUUGCCCCAGCAUCUUAAGAGCCAGCAGAUGCCUGAAGCCAAACUGGUAAAGGAACAGCCAAUCAGUGAUAAGAGGCACAGAUUGCUGGCCAUUCGAAAUGGGCUUUUAGCAGCCCCUCAUCCAAUUAAGACCCUUCCUGUGACCCCAAACCACAAGAUCAUUCCACGAAAGCGUCAUUUCCUUUUUUUCUGGAAGAAGAUAUAGGGCAUUAGGAAAAUGUAAUACCUGGGCCAAUGGAAAAUGUUCUAGCUUCUCAAAUAUUUCUAUUGUCACAUCAAAAGUUUAAAGUGAGGUUAGUCCUACAAAAGGGGGAAAUGUUUCCUUCAAAAAUUCAAAAUAAAAGUUAUCCUUUUGAAAAAUCCCUCAAA
Molecule: messenger RNA, 1018 nt
Organism: Crotalus tigris (Tiger rattlesnake)
Lineage: Eukaryota; Metazoa; Chordata; Lepidosauria; Squamata; Viperidae
Gene: DKKL1
Product: dickkopf like acrosomal protein 1
Exons: 5
Coding region: 168-854 (228 amino acids)
Source: RefSeq, a predicted model, not a curated record